GAAUAGUUCUUGUUUUUCGAUCUUGUUAUCUCGGCAAAUAGUAUUUAAGUACUUGCUAUCAAUGUAACAACAUUGUUAUUGCAGAAAAAUGGCCGUCAAUCCGGUUUUUGUGAAUUUUGAUGUAAACUUUCGCCAUACAUUUGAAAACGUUCUAGUUAGUCGAAGUUUACGCUUGCACUUCCGAAAUAUCAGAGACGCAAGUAAUCCGUUUGAAAUUGCUGAAGACAAGUUCAAAAAAUUGUUUCGUCUGAAUAAAGUAGCAGCAACGGAUCUAAUUACUCAGCUACAAGGAUACGUUGAUGAACCUACCAGAAGAGACACAGUACCUUUUCAUCUGCAGGUCUUUUCAAGUUUAUUAUUUUAUGCCCAUGGCGGUUAUCAAACAACCGUAGGACACGACUUUAAUAUCGGAAUCAGCCAACCUGUAAUGAGCAGACUUAUAAACAAAAUAAGCAGACUAAUUGCAUUACAUUUGUCACCUCGAUAUAUCAGGUUUCCAACAACUUCAGAAGAAGUUAGGAGAGUCAAAGACGGGUAUGUAGGUAUUUUCUCUACAUAAUGGCCACAUCAUAUCAUGAGUUUUUCAAUUUUCAGAUUUUUAGAGAAUCAUCAAUUCCCAAAUGUUGUAGGCGUUAUCGAUUGUACACAUAUUGCGAUAGUGCGACCCAAAACAGAUGAUCCUAUUAAUCCAUCAGUAGCAUAUAUUAAUAGAAAAGGGUUCCACAGUGUAAAUGUUCAGGCAGUAAGUUCAUUUUUUGUUAAGCCUUGACUGAGAACAUAAAUUCGCAAUAUUUUACAGAUUUUCGACUCUCACCUAAUGAUUACUAACGUAAAUGCGAAGUAUCCUGGAGCAGUCCAUGAUGCAGCAAUAUGGGACUCUUCAAACAUACAGAGACAUCUUAAGCAAAAAUAUGAAGAUGGAAGACGAAACUGCUACCUACUUGGUGAUUCAGGAUAUCCUCUCCAGCCGUGGCUGAUGACACCAAUCCUCGAAACAAGAGCUAAUACCCCCGAAGCUCACUAUAACAGUAUACAUAUCAACACACGCAAUGUGGUUGAAAGGGGCUUUGGUAUUUGGAAAGCCCGUUUUAGAUCAGGUGAAUUAUGUAAGAAAAUGUUCUCUAAAAUAAAUAUUUAAUGCAGAUUUUAGUAUUUUCAUUUUUAUUACAUGACAUCAGGUUUUUGAUAUGUUGCUUAGAGCAAUUGCUAUAUCAGAUAGCCCUUGAGCUAACUGUGAUAUUGCACCAGCCAUCACCUUCACAGCUUCAGCCAUUUCGCUGGUGCU
Acanthoscelides obtectus is the source of this 1285-nucleotide messenger RNA. The record is from the annotation of a GenBank genome assembly. Lineage: Eukaryota; Metazoa; Arthropoda; Insecta; Coleoptera; Chrysomelidae.